CGGGGAUUCAUUUGGCGCGCGCUCUCAGACUCGACACAUGAUUCAAAGACUCGGAUUCAUCUGACCAUCACUAUGUCAACUAAAAGAGCCGAAUCAAAGCGUCGAUUCAUUCCCUGAACGACACAUCACUCGGAGUGAAUCAGUUCUCCUGAAGUCAAAGUGUUUCUCUUUCAGCUGAGACGCCAUUUUGUUGCUGUUCGGAGAAAAUAAUAAUAAAAACUCCAACUCCAGGCGGAACCGGUGAGAUUAAUGAAGCCCAGCAUGGAGUGCUGAGUAAAAGAGUGUAAUUCAUUCACUCCAAGAGAUCAGCAUCUUCAGGAAUCAGCAGUGAGUCCAUGAGCUGUGUGUCCAUACACUAAUAUUCAAAAAUGGAGAGCCGUGAUCUGGACACAGAUAAUGUGACCCCACCCUCAGAAAAGCGUAAACUCCAGAUGAAGAGAUCAGACUCACCAGAACCCAGCUGUGUCUCCAUGAAGAGUGAUCAGUCUAUGGAUAUUCCUUCGCAAUUUAACAGUGGAAACCCCUCAUCUGUCCACAGUGAACUCCAGAUGAAGAGAUCAGACUCACCAGAACCCAGCCGUGUCUCCAUGAAGAGUGACCAGUCUAUGGAUAUUCCUUCGCAAUUUAACAGUGGAAACCCCUCAUCUGUCCACAGUGAACUCCAGAUGAAGAGAUCAGACUCACCAGAACCCAGCCGUGUCUCCAUGAAGAGUGACCAGUCUAUGGAUAUUCCUUCGCAAUUUAACAGUGGAAACCCCUCAUCUGUCCACAGUAAACUCCAGAUGAUAUCAGACCCACCAGAACCCAGCUGUGUCUCCAUGAAGAGUGAUCAGUCUGUGGAUCGUCCUUCACAAUUUAACAGUGGAAACCCCUCAUCUGUCCACAGUGAUUUACAGAAGGCAGGAGACGGAAGAGAAAAGAUCUUCAUCACAGAUACAGGACACGCCCCAGAAUCUGCUGCUGGAAAUGAAGUCCAGAAAAAGUUCAAAUUAAAUCUGAUGAAGAAGUUUCAGUGUUUAAAUGGAGUGAUAAUAAAGCAGGAAAACCGAGUGCUCCUGAAUGAGAUCUACACAGAGCUCUACAUCACAGAGGGAGACAGUGGAGACAUCAAUAAAGAACAUGAGGUGAGACAGAUCGAAGUGGCGUCCAGGAGAAAAACAACAGAGGAAACACCAGUCAAAUGCAAUGACAUCUUUAAGCCCUUAUCUGAAGAAGACAAACCCAUCAGAACUGUAGUGACGAAGGGAGUGGCUGGUAUCGGAAAAACAGUCUCUGUGCAUAAGUUCAUUGUGGACUGGGCUGAAGGGAAAGCAAAUCAGGACGUCCCCCUCAUAUUUCCACUUCCUUUCAGAGAGCUGAAUCUGAUGAAGGACCAAAAACUGAGUCUGAUGGAGCUCCUUCAUGUCUGUUUUAAGGAAACCAAAGAAACAGAAAUGUCCAGGUUGGGAAAGGUUCUGUUCAUUUUUGAUGGAUUGGACGAGUGUCGUUUCCCUCUGGAUUUCCAGAACACAGUGAGAGUGUGUGAUGUAACUGAAUCAGCAUCAGUGCAUGUGCUGCUGAUAAACCUGAUCAAAGGGAAUCUGCUUCCCUCUGCUCUCAUCUGGAUCACCUCCCGACCAGCAGCAGCUGAUCAAAUCCCCUCUGAGUAUGUCCAUCGAGUUACAGAGGUACGAGGGUUCAAUGACCCACAGAAGGAGGAGUACUUCAGGAAGAGGGUCAGUGAUCAGAGCCUGGCUGAGAACAUCAUCACACACCUGAAGUCAUUAAGAAGCCUCUACAUCAUGUGUCACAUCCCAGUCUUCUGCUGGAUUUCAGCCGCUGUUCUCGAGAGAAUGUUGGGUGAAGCAGAGAGUGGAGAGAUCCCCAAGACUCUGACUCAAAUGUACACACACUUCCUCAUCAUUCAGACAAACAUCAUCAGAGGAAAGUACUCAAAGAAGCAGGAGAGUGAUGAAGAAAUGCUUCUCAAACUGGGAAAACUGGCUUUUCAGCAGCUGGAGAAAGGCAACCUGAUCUUCUAUGAGGAAGACCUGAGAGAGUGUGGCAUUGAUGUGAUAGAAGCAGCAGUGUACUCAGGUGUGUGUACGCAGAUCUUCAGAGAGGAGGUUGGGCUUCACCAGAGUAAAGUGUACUGCUUUGUUCAUCUGAGCGUUCAGGAGCAUCUCGCAGCUCUGUAUGUGCAUCUGACCUUCAUGGAGGAAAAGAGAAAUGUUCUUGUUCAGAGUCGGUCUUUUAAAACAAAUUCAGAUGUACACAGGAGUGCUGUAGAUCAGACCUUAAAAAGUCAGACUGGACAUCUUGAUCUGUUCCUCCGCUUUCUUCUGGGUCUCUUACUGGAGUCCAAUCAGAAACUCUUACAUGCCUUAGUAACACAGACAGGAAAUAGCUCCCCGAGCAAAGAGGAAACAGUUCAGUACAUUAAGGAGAAGAUCAGUGAAGAUCUUCCUGCAGAAAAAUCCAUCAAUCUGUUCCACUGUCUGAAUGAACUGGGUGACGAUUCUCUAGUGGAGGAAAUCCAACGCUACCUGAAAUCUGGAAAACAAAGUGAACUCUCUCCUUCACAGUGGUCUGCUCUGGUGUUUGUGUUACUGACUUCAGCACAGGAGCUGGAGGAGUUUGACCUGAGUAAAUAUAGCAGUGCAGAGAAGAUACCAGAUGAGGUUCUUGUGAAGGUGAUGCCUGUGAUUGCAGCAUCCAGAAAAGCAAUGUUGUGUGGUUGUGGUGUCUCAGAUGAAGGCUGUGCUGCUCUGAGUUCAGCUCUGAGAUCAACCCCCUCACAUCUGAGAGACAUGAAUCUGUCUAAUAAUAAUCUGGGAGACUCAGGAGUGAAGCGUCUCUGUGCUGUACUGGAGAAUCCUCACUGUAAACUGGAGACACUGUGGUUGCGUGAUUGUGGUGUCUCAGAUGAAGGCUGUGCUGCUCUGAGUUCAGCUCUGAGAUUAAACCCCUCACACCUGAGAGAACUGGAUUUGUCCUAUAAUAAUCUGGGAGACUCAGGAGUGAAGCGUCUCUGUGCUGUACUGGAGAAUCCUCACUGUAAACUGGAGACACUGGGGUUGUGGGGUUGUGGUGUCUCAGAUGAAGGCUGUGCUGCUCUGAGUUCAGCUCUGAGAUCAAACCCCUCACACCUGAGAGAACUGGAUCUGUCUAAUAAUAAACUGGGAGACUCAGGAGUGAAGCGUCUCUGUGCUGUACUGGAGAAUCCUCACUGUAAACUGGAGACACUGGGGUUGCGGGGUUGUGGUGUCUCAGAUGAAGGCUGUGCUGCCCUGAGUUCAGCUCUGAGAUCAAACCCCUCACACCUGAGAGAACUGGAUCUGACUGAUAAUAAUCUGGGAGACUCAGGAGUGAAGCAUCUCUGUGCUGUACUGGAGAAUCCUCACUGUAAACUGGAGACACUGGGGUUGUGUGGUUGUGGUGUCUCAGAUGAAGGCUGUGCUGCUCUGAGUUCAGCUCUGAGAUCAAACCCCUCACACCUGAGAGAACUGGAUCUGUCUAAUAAUAAUCUGGGAGACUCAGGAGUGAAACGUCUCUGUGCUGUACUGGAGAAUCCUCACUGUAAACUGGAGACACUGGGGUUGCAGGGUUGUGGUGUCUCAGAUGAAGGCUGUGCUGCUCUGAGUUCAGCUCUGAGAUCAAACCCCUCACACCUGAGAGACCUGAAUCUGUCCUGUAAUAAUCUUGGAGACUCAGGAGUGAAGCGUUUCUGUGCUGUACUGGAGAAUCCUCACUGUAAACUGGAGACACUGGGGUUGUGGGGUUGUGGUGUCUCAGAUGAAGGCUGUGCUGCUUUGAGUUCAGCUCUGAGAUCAAACCCCUCACACCUGAGAGAACUGAAUCUGUCUAAUAAUAAUCUGGGAGACUCAGGAGUGAAGCGUCUCUGUGCUGUACUGGAGAAUCCUCACUGUAAACUGGAGACACUGGGGUUGUGUGGUUGUGGUGUCUCAGAUGAAGGCUGUGCUGCUCUGAGUUCAGCUCUGAGAUCAAACCCCUCACACCUGAGAGACCUGAAUCUGACUGAUAAUAAUCUGGGAGACUCAGGAGUGAAGCGUCUCUGUGCUGUACUGGAGAAUCCUCACUGUAAACUGGAGACACUGAGGUUGUGUGGUUGUGGUGUCUCAGAUGAAGGCUGUGCUGCUCUGAGUUCAGCUCUGAGAUCAAACCCCUCACACCUGAGAGAACUGGAUCUGACUAAAAAUAAUCUGGGAGACUCAGGAGUGAAGCGUCUCUGUGCUGGACUGGAGAAUCCUCACUGUAAACUGGAGAAACUGAGGUUGUGGGGUUGUGGUGUCUCAAAUGAAGGCUGUGCUGCUCUGAGUUCAGCUCUGAGAUCAAACCCCUCACACCUGAGACAACUGGAUCUGUCUGAUAAUAAUCUGGGAGACUCAGGAGUGAAGUGUCUCUGUGCUGUACUGGAGAAUCCUCACUGUAAACUGGAGACACUGGGGAUCAGUUGUGAGACGAUUAAAUGGAGAAGUGCUGAAGCUCUGAUGUGA
Molecule: messenger RNA, 4496 nt
Organism: Neoarius graeffei (lesser salmon catfish)
Lineage: Eukaryota; Metazoa; Chordata; Actinopteri; Siluriformes; Ariidae
Product: NACHT, LRR and PYD domains-containing protein 12-like
Exons: 20
Coding region: 369-4496 (1375 amino acids)
Molecular function (GO): protein binding
Source: RefSeq, a predicted model, not a curated record